AUGGAGAAUCUUCACUGCAGUACUUCAACAUUUAGAGCGCGCGCCCGCUGGCCGGUGAGCGCGCACCGCGCCGUGCUGGUGACGGGCUGCGACCGCGGCCUGGGCUACUCGCUGGCGGUGCACUGCCAAGCCCUGGGGCUGACCGUCUUCGCCGGCCUGGGCGUGCGCGUGCUGCCGCUGGACGUGACGGACGCGGGCAGCGUGGGCGGCGCCGUGGACGCCGUCAAGCAGGCCCUGCGCGACGACCCGCAGCUGCGCCUGGCCGCGCUGGUCAACAACGCGGGCGUGCUGGUGUUCGGCGAGUUCGGCUGGCAGACGCCGCGCCAAGUGUCGCUGCAGCUCGACGUGAACCUGGCCGGCACCAUGCGCGUGUCCCGGGCCUUCCUGCCGCUGCUGCGCGACCAGGGCCGCCUGGUCGUGGUCACGUCGCACUGCGCGCUGGCCGCCCUCCCCGCGCUGUCCGUGUACGCCGCCACCAAGGCGGGGCUGCAGGCGUGGGCCGACGCGGUGCGCGUCGAGCAGGCCCAGUACGGCGUCCCCGUCGUCCAGGUGGUGCCCGGGUCCUUCACGCACUUGAGCGGCAUCCUGGCGGCGCACGAGGAGCACGCCCGCGAGAUGACGGCGGCCAUGUCGGAGGAGGACCGCCGCUUCUACGGCGACUACCCGCAGCGCUUCCACGAGUACCUGCGGCAGGUGGCCGCCAUGGGCAGGGAGGCGAGCGCGCGGCCCUCCAAGCUCCCCGACGAGGCGCUGCACCGCGUGUUCGAGGAGGCCCUGCUGGCCGUGCGCCCGCGGCACCGCUACGUGCACGAGCCCUGGCGCUACACGCUCUACCACACCCUCAUCAAGCUGGCCCCCGCCGCCGCCAAGGACUGGCUCGUCGUGCGCUUCGCUAUGCUGCCCGGCUUCCGCGACAAGUAGCGGCGGCUUACCCCCAAGGAGUACAGAAAAGUCAGUUUGAUGUCACUAUGAGCUCAAAAUGAGAGAAAAGGUCACGGCUAGGUACCAUUUUGAGGUCAAAAUGAUUUAGAUUUAGGUCAAAAUGACCUCCCCGUGACUCAAGUGUUCUCCUCUCCUCCUCCUCUGACGGUGGUGAUCAAAUAUGGGCCUUGUGAAAAACGUCGUAAGAAAUUUUUGUACCUAUUUCUUUUAUACUGAGAAAGGAAUUUUAGUCCGCCCUCUAGGACUACUGGCUGGUGGUCCGGUUCGCCACGCUGCCUGCCUUCCUCAACAGGUAGAGGCGUUUUUUAAAAAAAAAGAAAAAAUAAAGGCCGUUAUAAAACGAGUUGUGAGAAAUUUUUGUACCUGUUUCUAUAUUGCUGAAGCAAUUUUGGUCCGCUGGCCGUCAGGUUCACAACGCUGCCAUUCUAGACAAAAUAGUGGCAGCAGGAGAGGAUUUAGAAUUCUCCUGAUGGCGGCAUUCAAACACGGUCCAGGUGAAGCACGUCACUAGAAAUUUUUGUACCUACUAUUUAUAAAUCAAUGAAGGAUUUUCAGUCUUUAAAUAAAAUUAAUUAAGAGACAGCA
Thrips palmi is the source of this 1527-nucleotide messenger RNA. RefSeq names its product D-beta-hydroxybutyrate dehydrogenase, mitochondrial (gene sro). The record is from RefSeq and is a predicted model, not a curated record. Gene Ontology annotation, molecular function: oxidoreductase activity. Lineage: Eukaryota; Metazoa; Arthropoda; Insecta; Thysanoptera; Thripidae. The coding region runs from base 1 to 921 and encodes 306 amino acids. The transcript is spliced from 6 exons.